UACAAAGAUUACUGUCUCAAUUUAAAGUCGUUUUCAUGAUAAUUGUGUUUUGUUUUUUUUGUUUUUUUACCUUAUUCACCAGCUUUUUUUUCAGUCAAGACUCACUUAAACCAAACUUCAUACUAUUUUCUGAUUUAUACAGCCAGGAGCAGUUUAAUAUGAGAUACUGCAAAACUUUUACUCAAGUAUUACUUUAAUAAGUGACUUUCACUUUUAUCAUAGUAACAUUUCAACAGGAUAUCAUGAUGACUUUUGGGUGCUUCAUACAACACUGUCACUACGCAAUGCUAUUUAAGUGAAAGACGUUUUUCCACCACUGGUAAUAUCACAAAAGUUAUUAUUAUUAUUAUUAUUAUAUAAGUGUAAAUUCAUAUAAAAGAAGUCAGAAAUGUUUUUUUGCUCAUAUAAAAACACGACCCAGAUUUCUUUCUACUAUAACUGUGAGCAGGAAAACAAAGUAUGUCGACACACUUAUACCAGCUGAGGCCAAAAACAAUUUAAAAACAUAACUUUCCAACAUAUUAUGUCAUAAAAACAGAAGAUUUCACAACCAGGAGCGGAGGGCAGAAACAAGAAGUACGCAAACGGAACUCCGCUCCGAACCAAUGGCUAACGAGAGAUUUUAUCUGUGGGUGUGACGGACAAACUCAACCGGCCAAUGAGAAAGCCGUAACCGUGUGAACCUGUGGAAGUGGCAGACGCGCGGGCCAAUCAGAACGCUCCCUCGAAGUGCAGCCCGUGAUGAGCGUGAAGGGUGCGCGCGCUGGCCGGGCGCGCGCAGAAAGCAGCUACGCAGGAGUGAGAGGGGCAGAAGCCGAAUGGUGGAGCUGAAGAUGGCGGAUGGAGACAGCGGGAGUGAGCGCGGUGGCAGCAGCGGGGGAGGAGGUGGAGGCGGCUUCCAGCACUUCCAGAGGGACCAGGAGACCCAGGAGCUGGCGUCCAAGAGGCUUGACAUCCAGAACAAGCGCUUCUACCUGGACGUCAAGCAGAACAGCAAGGGCAGGUUCAUCAAGAUCGCCGAGGUAGGGGCCGGGGGCUCCAAAAGUCGCUUGACCCUCUCUCUGUCAGUGGCGGCGGAGUUCCGUGACUACCUCGGGGAUUUCAUCGAGCACUACGCCCAGCUGGGGCCUAGCAGUCCGGAGCAGAUAGCCCAGGCCAGCGUGGGUGAGGACGGCGGGCCCAGGCGAGCUCUCAAGAGCGAGUUUCUCGUCCGGGAAAACCGCAAGUACUACCUGGACUUGAAGGAGAACCAGCGGGGGAGGUUCCUGCGGAUCCGGCAGACCGUAAACCGUGGACCUGGCUUCGGAGUUGGGGGCCCUGUGGGCGGCAUGCUGGCCGGCCAGACCAUAGCCCUUCCGGCGCAGGGGUUGAUAGAGUUUAGAGACGCCCUUGCUAAGCUCAUAGAUGAUUACGGGGGAGACGACGAGGAGCUGGCCGGGGGCAUGGCCGCCGGGGGCUACAGCGAGCUCCCCGAGGGCACCUCCAUCAUGGUGGACUCCAAACGGUUCUUUUUCGACGUCGGGUCCAACAAAUACGGAGUGUUCCUGCGGGUGAGCGAGGUGAAGCCCAGCUACAGGAACUCUAUCACCAUCCCGUUCAAAGCCUGGGGCAAGUUCGGAGGAGCUUUCAGCAGAUACGCCGAGGAGAUGAAGGAGAUCCAGGAGAGGCAGAGGGAUAAAAUGUACGAGAGGAGAGAUGAGUCCGAGGGGGACGAAGCGGAGGACGACUGAGGGAGAGAAGCGACACGGGGGAAGGAAAAAAAAACAAAAAACAAGUUGUUAGUCCAGCUACAUGACAGAUCUGCAGUGUAGGGGUAUUGUGAAAAAAAAAGACAAGAUAAAGUGCAUGACAAAUCGUGCUGUAAUAGCCUACUAAAGUAUCGUGGCGUUAAAAAAAAAAAGUACAUGUGCAGGGAUUUAUUGGUGUAUUAUCCUAAAAAAAAAAAAAAAAAGAAGUUUGUAGGGUUGAGGGUUGGAGUGGUUGUGUGAAUCUCUGAAAGUGGAGUAAAUGUGUAAAAAAGAAAAUGAGAUGAACCUCAUUGGCUGAAAAAAAAAGAGUAAUGCUUUAUUGUAAAAAACAAAAAUUUAAAAAAGAGGAGAGAGAGAGAGAGAGAGAGAGAGAAUACUAAAACCAGCAGAUUGGUUUUUUUUACAAAGCCAAUGAAUGCUUUCCUAUCUGCAACAUAGUUUAUAUUUAAAAAAAACAAAAAACAAAAACAAAUAAGAGUGAGGAGUCAACCUGUUUAAGAUGUUUUCCUUGCUCGGUUUAAGGAGAGAGAAGUUUUAUCGCAUCCAUUGUAUUCCUGUUCCAGUCCAGGUCUCCUCAGAGGGCAGUUGUUGUUUUUUUUGUUUGUUUUUUAUUGCAAGUCGGUCAGAUGAACCCUGAGAGGAAUGUAUAGAAAGCUGCUGGAGGUUUUGUGCAUUAGAUGUAUGUGAGCAGGUGGAGAGCUGUCAAACACACACAGCAGCAGCAGCAGCAGCAGCAGCUGGCAGUUAAUCUAUAAGAUUACCCAAAAUGUAAGGGGAAGUUACUGAGAGGAUUAUUUUUAAGCCCAGACAACAAGGGCCUAAACUAAAGCUUUUGACUCCAGUAGUCAUUUACAGUGAGGAUCAGCUGGGUUUUAUGUUAUACAUACGAUCUUGGCAAAAAAAUUCAUAGUUUUAAGUCCGAUUCAGGAAGAGGGAAAGCAGUGUGUCUCCUCACGCCAGAGCAUCCCUGGUGUUCGAGAUCAACCGCUUUGAGAAGAAGCGUCACCAGGGACGACACACGCAGAUGUAAACGGGACUUUUUUAUCGAUGCUCAUUCGCUCCCACGAGCCGCCACAAGGGUCCAAAUAUCUGGGAGCGCAGCAUCAGACGCAGCAGAGCUUCUCUGCAGGACUGCAGAGCGGCGUCGGCGAUGAGUUUUGUACCACCAGCCUCUCUCGUCGUGGUCAGAACCACGGGCCGCUGUUUUUCUGACCCAACAUCGUCCAACACGUGAAGACCCUGGACAGAAACACACUGAUGGAUGUUUCUUUUUGCUUUCUUUUGUGUUGUUUUCAAAAAGAGAACUAUAUUGAAAUGAGAUUCUACUUAUAGGAAAAAUAUUAACUGAACAAACCAGCAAAAGAUAUUUUGAAAUACUUAUGGAAAAAAAAAAUGUAUAAUGUAAAGGAAUUUCAAGACUAAAACAAAAAAAAAGGUUAAUUUCUUAAAACAAAGUUGUGACUCAAACCUCCAGAUUAUUUUUCAUUUUGAGUGAAAGUAUAACACUUCCUUAAUUAAAACAGCUUUAAAUGCAAUAACCAUGUUGUGACUGUAUAUUUUUAACUCCCUGUUUUCAUAAAGAUAAUCUAUUCACUCUGAA
Molecule: messenger RNA, 3348 nt
Organism: Acanthopagrus latus (yellowfin seabream)
Lineage: Eukaryota; Metazoa; Chordata; Actinopteri; Spariformes; Sparidae
Gene: purbb
Product: purine-rich element binding protein Bb
Exons: 1
Coding region: 819-1730 (303 amino acids)
Biological process (GO): regulation of transcription by RNA polymerase II
Cellular component (GO): nucleus
Molecular function (GO): DNA-binding transcription factor activity, RNA polymerase II-specific; RNA polymerase II transcription regulatory region sequence-specific DNA binding; purine-rich negative regulatory element binding
Source: RefSeq, a predicted model, not a curated record